AUGGCCGAUUUCUGUGCCAGUGCCGUGCGCACCAUGACUCUGCGCUCCGGAAUGUGUUUUUUGCAGGAUGACAUGCCCGGCCGAAGCGCAGACCUCCCCGUCGAGGCCUCGAGGGCCGAAGCCAAGGCUCCUCGGGGAACCGUGGGGCUCGAGCUCGCCAGGCCGCGGCAGGGCUCUCGAGCCCUGCCGCAAGGCUCGGUAGGCGACGACAUAGCGGACGACGCGUGCCGCACCGUCAUGCCGGAGACUGUGGAGGACUCCCGGGACUGGUUCUUCUCGACUGCGUUGUGGCAGACGGACCUGACGAGGGUCACCGGCUACGACCCCCUCCGAGGCGGGCUGGAGGCCAGGGCCGCGCCCAGGCGGUGGCCCGAGGAGAGCCCCGUGCUCCGCCGCGGCCUCCGGACCUGCGAGGCCGCGGUAGUCCUUGCCACCUGCGCGCUUGUCGCCUGCGGGGCCUUCCUGGCAGCAGGUGGCUCUCCGAUGCUCCUGCAGAUGGAGGUCGGCAGCGCGGAGGCGGCCGUGGAGCAGCCCCCGCCUUUCCGCGCGGACGCCGCGGUGCCCGCGGCGCCGCAGCCCUCGCCGCGCAGCGGCGGCAGGGCGGCCCUCCGCAGCCUCGCACCAGCCGCCUUCGCGGCGGCCGCGGAGGAGGAGAGGCGCGGCAAGCUCGCCGCGCCGUGCGUCCUCGCCCCGCUGUCGGGCCGCGGGGCCAUGGCAGGCCGGCUGCACGUCUCGCUGGAGGGGGAGACCGUGGCGGGGGAGGCCAAGGCCCAGGCCGACUACGAGAAGUUCCAGAAGGACACGACGUCCGAGAACAAGUCGCUCGGCGAGCUGGUGGUGUUCAAGACGAAGGCCAUCUCCGACGCGAAGGUCGAGCUGAGCGAGACGCAGUCCGAGCACGGUGCCACCGUGGACGAGCUGACCAAUAUCGCGCAGACGAUCUCGGACCUUCACGGCGAGUGCGACUUCACGCUGAAGAAUUUCGACAUCCGCCAAAAAGCCAGGUUGCAAGAGAUCGAGGCGAUCCAGGCCGCCAAGGCUUUCCUGUCCGGCGAGGACAAGUCCGGCCUCGUUCGCCAGUGA
Molecule: messenger RNA, 1083 nt
Organism: Prorocentrum cordatum
Lineage: Eukaryota; Dinophyceae; Prorocentrales; Prorocentraceae
Source: the annotation of a GenBank genome assembly